AAAAAAAAAAAAUAAUAACAAUAGGCUUUCAGUUCAAAAAUCGCGGGAAUCAACCCAGCCCAAUGUGCAACCUUAUUAGUUGUAUUAAACUUCAUUCAUAGAACAUACGGUAUCUGAUAUUUUGUUCGAUCCCCUCUUUGUCGAAAUUAAAUCCCUAACCCUAGCUGCGACUGCGAAUCAUCUCUGCUUCCUCUAACCAAGCAACACAGAAACCCGAUGUUGAUGAUGGCCAAAGAAUUGCCUGAAGACUUGGUGAUACAGAUUCUCGUAUGGCUUCCGGUCGUCUCUCUCUUGCGAUUCAAGUCCGUCUGCAAAUCCUGGGUUACAACUCAAGGCAGGGGUCCAUGGAUGUUCUCUGGUAUCUAUGGAUCCAUUAAUGGAAUGGAUAGAAGGAGACUGUGGAGGGAAUUGGAUACUGUUCAUGCUAGUGUGGGUACUUGUCCUUGGCUUGUAGCUGGUGACUUUAAUGUCAUCAGGUUCCAUGAUGAGAAGUGGGGUAAAGCUGGAUUUUCUUGUUAUGAAAUGGACUUUAUUGGUUGCAUUAACAGAUUGGAGAUUGAUGACUUGGCUUUUACUGGUAUGUUACAUACAUGGUCUAAUAAGCAAGUAGGGGAAGAUUUUGUUUCUAAAAGCUGGAUAGAGUCAUGUCUAAUUUAGAUUGGCUGUCCAGUUUUGUUAAUACUUCAGUAGACUUCCUUGAAGGAGGAGUUUCUGGUCAUUCCCCAGCUCUUAUUUCGGUGGAGGAAUAUGUUAGUUUCGGGCCCUAGCCUUUCAAAUUUUUUAAUUUUUGGGCAGACCACCCGCAGUUUUUAGAUUGGUUUAAGGAGAGCUGGUCUGCUGAGAUUUCUGGUUUUUCUAUGUUCCAGCUUUAUUCCAAGUUGAAGGCUACUAAAGGGGUUUUGAAAGUAAAGAAUAAGGUUUUUUUUGGUGGUUUGAGUCACAGAGUUGAUAAGGCUCGUCUAGCCCUUGCUACUGCCCAGGCUCAGUUCUUGGCUUCACAUGGAUCGGUUAGUUGUCAUCUCAAGGAGAUGGAGUGUCUUCAUGAAUUUGUUUCUAUCUCUAAUGCAGAAGAGAAGUUUUUGAAACAAAAAUCAAGGAGUUUUUUGUUGAACUUGGGAGAUGGGAAUAAUGGCUAUUUUCACAGGGCUGUUAAGGUUCGGAACUCUCUAAACUUGUGAAAUCUCUAAAGGGGAAUGAUGGGAGGUUGAUUGAAGAUAAGUUGGAAAUUAAGGAGGCUGUAAUUCAGUUCUACCAAAAACUUUUUGGGGAGUCUUUUCAUUCUUUCUCUUCUCAUAAUGCGGGUAGAAUUUCUGAGCUCAUUCAUAGGAAAUUCUCUCCUGUUGCACCUUGGGGAUGACUGCUCCUAUCUCUAGGGAUGAGGUGAGAAAGACUUUUUUCUAUGAACAGGAAUAAAGCCCCGGGUCCAGAUGGGUUCUCGGCUGGGUUCUCUCAUGAAGCGUGGGAGGUGGUUGGGGAGGAUGUGAUUAUUGCAGUCCAGGAAUUUUUCUUAACUGGGAGGAUGCUUAAAGAAAUGAAUGCUACUAUUAUUACCCUUGUUCCCCAAAAAAAGAAUCCUUCUUCCAUGUGUGAAUAUAGACCCAUCUCAUGUUGUAAUGUGGUUUAUAAAUGUAUAACAAAGAUCUUAGCAAACUGCUUGAGAGCUGGGUUGGAGGAUAUUAUUAGUCUCAAUCAAGGAGCGUUCAUUCCUCAUAGGAGCAUUGCAGAAAAUAUUUUGCUUGCUCAAGAUAUUGUUAGUGACUACCAUAAGUCUAGUGGGCGGCCUAGAUGUGCUUUGAAGGUUGAUUUAACGAAGGCUUAUGAUUCAGUGAACUGGCCUUUUGUUCUCCACUGUUUGAAGUGUUUUGGGGCUCCGGGGAGGUAUGUUGGUUGGAUUAGGGAAUGUUUCACCAAUCCCAGGUUUACUAUUGCUUUAAAUGGCUCCUUGGUGGGUUAUUUUCUAGGAAAAAAAGGGCUGAGGUAGGGAGAUCCAUUAUCUCCUUACCUCUUUGUCAUUGCUAUGGAGGUUCUUUCCUUGCUUCUUCAAGAGGCUGCUGCUACAGAUCCUAGAUUUGGGUUUCAUCCUUGGUGUAAGUCUAUUGGCCUCACCGACUUAUGUUUUGCUGAUGACCUCUUUAUAGUUUCUGCUGCCACUACAGAAUCUAUUCAAGUUAUUCAAGGAGUUUUGAGUGAAUUUGAGGAGUUGUCUGGUCUAAAAUAACAACUUUGUUAUGCUAAACUUUAUCUGAAAAAAAAUUCUGCUAAGCUCAUCUAUGUAGAGGAUUUCAGCCUCUUUCAG
Molecule: messenger RNA, 2296 nt
Organism: Alnus glutinosa
Lineage: Eukaryota; Viridiplantae; Streptophyta; Magnoliopsida; Fagales; Betulaceae
Exons: 2
Coding region: 217-657 (146 amino acids)
Molecular function (GO): protein binding
Source: RefSeq, a predicted model, not a curated record